AUGGGCUCCGUUGGGGUCCCUCUUCUGUUGCUGGUGGGGGUGCUGGCCCGGAUCCCUGGAAGUGAAGGGGGGAAGGAGACGCCCGCCCAUUUCCUGUACCAGGGGAAGGCCGAGUGCCGCUUCCUCAACGGGACGCGGCAGGUGCAAUACCUGCAGCGCUACUUCUACGACCGGGAGGAGUAUCUCCGCUUCGACAGCGCCCGCGGGGAGUUCGAGGCCGUCACGGCGUUGGGGAAGGGGGAUGCGGAGGCUUUCAACAGAGAUAAGCACGAGCUGCAGUACCGGAAGGCCAAAGUGGAUUCCUUCUGCCGAAACAACUAUGGGAUUGCCCAGAGAGCUUCCGUGGUUGGUCGGAGAGCCAAGCCCACCGUCUCCAUCUCCCCCACCAAGCUGGACCCUGCUUCCCCCAACACCAUCCUCCUCUGCAUUGUGAGGGGCUUCUACCCGGUGGAGAUCAAGGUCCGGUGGCUGAAGAAUGGGCGGCCGGAGGAGGAGGGCGUGGCCUUCGGGGAGGAGCUCCAGAACGGAGACUGGACCUACCAGCUCCAGGUGAUGCUGGAGACCCAGCCCCAGCGGGGGGACGUCUACACCUGCCAGGUGGAGCAUGCCAGCCUGAAAGCCCCAAUCACCAUCCAGUGGGAGCCCCGAUCCUCCAAUUCUGCCAAGAGCAAACUCUGGACGGGGAUCGUGGCAGCCGUGAUCGGGGUGAUCUUCUUUGCCAUGGGGCUCUCCCUCCACCUGAAGAGCAAGAAAGGUGAGUCUGGGGGGCUGGAUGAGAGAUUGUGGGGAGGGGAUCAUCCAGGGGAGGCCUCUCAGCAAGCUUAGCAGAUGGCAAGGAGGCCCCCUUGGAGAUUUGCUUGGGAAUUUCUGUUCUUUGAGGGUCUACUGUAUAAGUGAUCAUCUUGCAACCUAUUAUGGGCUAUUG
Messenger RNA from Crotalus tigris (Tiger rattlesnake), 925 nucleotides. RefSeq names its product H-2 class II histocompatibility antigen, E-S beta chain-like. Gene Ontology annotation, biological process: immune response; positive regulation of T cell activation; immunoglobulin production involved in immunoglobulin-mediated immune response. Gene Ontology annotation, molecular function: MHC class II protein complex binding. The record is from RefSeq and is a predicted model, not a curated record. Gene Ontology annotation, cellular component: MHC class II protein complex; membrane. NCBI's taxonomy places the organism in Eukaryota, Metazoa, Chordata, Lepidosauria, Squamata, Viperidae. The transcript is spliced from 4 exons. Bases 1 to 825 code for a protein of 274 amino acids.